Messenger RNA from Centruroides sculpturatus (bark scorpion), 459 nucleotides. RefSeq lists its product as uncharacterized. The record is from RefSeq and is a predicted model, not a curated record. Bases 1 to 387 code for a protein of 128 amino acids. Lineage: Eukaryota; Metazoa; Arthropoda; Arachnida; Scorpiones; Buthidae. Gene Ontology annotation, biological process: proteolysis. The transcript is spliced from 3 exons. Gene Ontology annotation, molecular function: serine-type endopeptidase activity.
AUGCUCUCAAUUGGUCUACCUGGUAGUAACGAAACGUUUACUAAUGGUUUGGUGAAGAUUGUCGGUUGGGAAACAAAAAAUUUCGAACAUGAUACAAAUUUUCUUCAAGUAGCGGAAGCGAAUUUAAUGGAUCCACAAAGCGCUGCUCGUCAGUUUGGAAAGUCCAUAACUGGUGAAGAAAUUGUAGCAGUACCAUCUGAAGGAAAAGUAGUGAAAGGCGAAUAUGGCUCAUCAUUGAUAUUCACAAAUAAAUCAGGAAAACAAAUACUCAUUGGCAUUUUGACUAACCCAAGCAAUAGUGACAAAGAACCAGAUAUUUACCUAUCAACCAGUGUUAAUAUUGAUUUUAUAAAUCGUUACCGCUGUGAAAACGUCACAUGCGUUUAAGUAUAUAAUUAGAAUAUUGCAGAGACCGUUUCUAUUAAAAAAAACUAUACUUGUCAAAUCUAAAUUGUUAUU